This is a messenger RNA of Fibroporia radiculosa, 3132 nucleotides long. RefSeq lists its product as uncharacterized. The transcript is spliced from 25 exons. The coding region runs from base 1 to 3132 and encodes 1043 amino acids. The record is from RefSeq and is a predicted model, not a curated record. Gene Ontology annotation, molecular function: heme binding; peroxidase activity. Gene Ontology annotation, biological process: response to oxidative stress. Lineage: Eukaryota; Fungi; Basidiomycota; Agaricomycetes; Polyporales; Fibroporiaceae.
AUGCAGGUCAACCUUGCCCCCGUCCUCAAUCCUCUCAAGGGCUUCGUCAACUUCGUCGCCAACACCGACGCCCCCGUCGACGACGAUGGCGCGCCCAAGCACGUUAACAUCAUCACCUGCAAAAUCAACGAAAUUGAGCAGUUCGCUAUCCGCGGUCCUGGCUUCACCCCCGCAGACAUUCCUGCCUACCUCAAUGCACUCAAAAACAUGAACGGGCCCGGCAUCAACGACCGCGACUUCCUCCUCGAGCGCAUCCUCACUCUCAUGGCCCGCGCACCGGAUGACAAUGCCGCUGCUAAAAGUAUCCAGCAGAUUGCUAUUGACGUCUUGUACAAGGACCUACCCCAUCCCCCCAGCGGUUAUCUCACCCUCCCCACCACCGUCCCCCCCACCAGCCCUGCGCCUCUCUCGGGCAUCAAGUAUGCCUUCCGCUCCGCCAACGGCUCAAACUACAACGUCCUCCAACCAUCCCUUGGCAUGGCUGGCUCCCCCUACGCCCGCUCCGUCCCCUCCACAAACCCUGUGCCCCCGUGCUACCUUCCCGACCCCGAUCUUGUAUUCGACACCCUCCUCAAGCGCGAUUCCUUCGAGCCGCACCCCGGCGGUAUCUCCAGCCUCUUUUUCGCGUUUGCAGACCUCGUCAUCCACAGUAUUUUCAGCACCGAUCCUGCAGACUGGACUCGCAACAACGUCAGUUCUUACCUCGAUCUUUCUCCCCUCUAUGGGAGCAGCCAGGAGCAGGUUGACUCUGUGCGCAGGAAGGAUGGUACAGGCCGCCUCUGGGAGGACGUAUUUGCCGAUGGCAGACUCCUGUUCAUGCCCCCCUCCGUCGGCGCCCUCCUUGUCCUCUUCUGCCGAAACCAUAACUUCGUCGCUGAGCGCAUCCUCGCGAUAAACGAGUUCGGCGCAUACAAAAAGCCAGACUCGCUCGACCCCGUUCGCCGCGCGGCGCAGGACGAGGAGAUCUUCCAACGCACCCGCCUCGUCAACGCCGGAUUUUUCAUGCAGGUCAUCCUCGGCGACUACGUCGGCGCUAUCCUCGGCCUCACUCGCGACGGCCUCGAAUGGCGCCUCAAUCCCCUCGAGACGAUGCGUGAGAUCGGGCACGAGUUCGCGCCACAGGGCGAGGGCAACGUCGUCUCGCUCGAGUUCAACCUUCUCUACCGCUGGCACGCCACCAGCUCCGAGGGCGACACCCGUUGGCUAGAGGGCCUCUUUUCACGCGUCUUUGCCGGCGCCCCAGACGGCCAGGUCCGCCCCGCCGCGUUCAAAAAUGCGGUCACCAGCCUCGUCGUCGACCGCCCCCAGGACGUGCGCCAGUGGCGCAUUGACAACCUCACGCGUGGCCCCGACGGGCGGUACAACGACGCCGACCUUGCGAAGAUCUUGCAUGACGCAACGGAGGCCCCCGCGUGCGCCUUUGGCGCGCGCCGCACCCCGGAGGUCUUCCGCGUCAUCGAAGUUCUCGCGAUGCAGCAGGCGCGGACAUGGGGCGCAUGUUCGUUGAACGAGUUCAGGAAGUUCAUGGGCCUCAAGCCAUACAGCGACUUCAAGGAGUGGAACCCAGAUCCAAAAAUCUACAAAGCUGCCGAGGCGCUGUACCACGACAUCAACCAUCUCGAGCUGCACGUCGGCCUGCAGGCCGAGGAGACCAAGUGGCCGAUGCCCGGCGCGGGCCUGUGCCCCGGGUUCACCAUCUCGCGUGCCAUCCUCGCAGACGCGGUCUGCCUCACGCGCGGAGACCGCUUCCUGACCGUCGACUUUACGCCGUUCAACCUGACCUCAUGGGGCUACGAGGACUGCAUGUACAAGAAGAACGACGGCUCGCUUGGGGGAAUCCUGCCCAAGCUCCUCUUCCGUACCCUCCCCGCCUUCUACCCAGAGCGCUCCGCAUACGCCUGGUUCCCAUUCAUGGUCCCGAACACGAUGCGUGGGUAUCUCCAGCGUCUUCCGAAGCACUCGGCGGACGAAUAUACGUGGGCACGUCCCGCGCCCACGCCCGCACCGGUCCCCCAGGUGACACUGGCAGCGUUUGCGACCAACAGCGCGGGCGCGAAUAAUGGAAACGGGGUAGGAAACGGGACGAGCAACGGCCACGCGGCGGCGACGAGCGAGCAAAGGCUGAAGGACAUCCUCGGCGACGUGGUGCCUGACCGAGCAACGGUCGCGCGUGUCCUUGACAACGACACGGUCGCGCAGAAUUGGGCGCAGAGCCUGGCGCGCGGCGCGCAGGCGCUCGUGGCGAGCAAGUCCGUCGUACACGUCGGGACAAGUGGGAGGUACCUCAACGUGGUGAAGCACCUCACGAGCCUACUACCGGCCCUCUGGCUCGCGGACAAUGUCAUCGGGCUGUCCGUGAAGUCUGACAAGAACCCGCACGGUGAGUACCAGGGGCAGGAUCUGGUCGAGAUGUGUGCCGACCUAGCGAGCUAUGUGUUCUUGGAUAUCCCGCCCGGAGACGAGUUCAUCCUGCGCGGUCGCGCAUCCAAAGCCGCGCAGGUCGUCAUCAAGGCGAUCAAGGGCCACCUCGCCGCGCUGAGCGGCGUCUCUUUGUCUGGGCUCACGGACUCGGCCUUCAAGCGCAUCUUCGGCGAGAACGAGCACAGCGGUACAUUUUUGACGGCACUCUUGAAUGCGGCGGGGCCCGGGAGGUCGCAUGACGCGCUCGCUGCGGGACUCGUCGCUGAGCUGGUAGACACCGCGGCGCUUUACUCCAGAGCCCUGGCUGAAGUGAUCGACUACUACCUCGAUGCAACUAGGCAGGAGCAGUUCACCCGCCUUGCUUCAAGCACGGCGCAAGCAGACGCGGCUGAAUUGGUCCGGGCUAUCCACGUCGCUCUUGACUCCCAGGCCGCCGUGCACGCCGCAUCGGCGCCCAGCAUCUACUCUUCAGCGCAGACUGGGUUCCUGCGUCCUGAGCUGUUUGACUUAACAAUGUGCCGGGUCAUCCAAGUCGUUUUCAGUUUGAGCGGCCUACAGCGAUCAGCAGGACCCGCAGGUCGCCUCAAUCAGUUCGUCGAGCCCCAGGCAGAUGGUUCGUUGCAGUACCUGUACCUCAGCCCCAAGGGCCGAGUGACGUCUUGGCCGGUUUCAAUGAUUGUACAGUACAACGAUAUUGUGAACAAGGCAUAA